Molecule: messenger RNA, 12621 nt
Organism: Microcebus murinus (gray mouse lemur)
Lineage: Eukaryota; Metazoa; Chordata; Mammalia; Primates; Cheirogaleidae
Source: RefSeq, a predicted model, not a curated record
CCGCCUCCACUCUAGCGCCCGCCCGCCGGCCGCCCUGGGACGCCGGCGCUCAAUAAAGCGUUCCUCCAAAGCGUGUCUGUGCACUUGUCUGUACCGCGGUCGCUUGUAACCGCUCUCACGUUAAAAAAACAACAACCAAAAAAAAAAAAACCUUUGAUUUCUCUUUUUCUGACUUCAGCGAAAAUCCUGCUCCGGGUGCCUUUAGCCCAGUUUCAUUCAUCCAAGUUGUGGCCUUUCUUGCGCCUUCAGAAGACACUUUUCUCCCCACUGCUUUUGAUUGAUCUUGAGGUAGGGGAUUUCAGGUUUGGAGGGAUGAUAAGCGAACCAGCAGCCCGUUCACGUCAGGUGAUGGCGUGGCCAAGGACAGGGGCCCGCGGCCCGGAGGCAGCUCUUCGUCCUCAGUUCUGGGUCAGGUGCUUCUCAAGUCGUCGCUGAAAUCCCCAUCCUCCUGUGAGUUCGGUAACGUAGAGUGUGAUGUCUGCUUCUCCCUCUCUGCCCCCACCCGCAGGUAUAAUAAACGAAAAUCGUUGUACUACGUGUGAACUUCGGAAGCUUAGCUUCCUACAGCGAUAGAGGUGUGGAUACAUUUUUAUAUUUGAUUCAGGCUUUGGGUCAAUUGUGAAGCGUACCUGUUACCUAGUUUGGUUGAACUUAAGCCAGGCAUUAUGGUCCAGGCUCUUUUGAUGAAAACGAACAGUCAGGGAGCAUAGGAGAUUGUCAGAAAGUGUGCUUUGCACUCUGUCAACUGGCAAAGACACCAGGGCCUCUUGACCAGGGCUAGACAGUCUGGCCGGGCAUGCCAUUCAUUGUGUCCCCAAGCUUGUUCCUGAAUUUGGGAGAAGUUAGGAUUGUAUUGUUUAGCCUCUUGAGUAUCCCCUUUGGUUCUCCUCCCUCCUUAACCAGUGUAUACAGCUUAAAAGGAUAGGAACAAUAGAAAAGAAAACAGCAAAUUAUUGAAAAGGAAACAUUUUUAAUUAAGUGGAAAUUGUCUAAGCCCUCCCUUUAACCUAUGCUUUUAAGAGAUGUAGAACCUGGGAAAUGUGGUUACUGAAGUUUUUUUUUGUUUACCUUGUCUUAGGAAGGUAGCAGGUGAUCACUGAAGAGGCAACAGGCAUAAUGUUGCGUGUUCCAUAAACCUUUGAUGGUUGGUACAGUAGGCUUCACUAGACUUAGCUGCAACUCAGAAUUUCUCCUCCAGCACCUGAGUAAAUGCUGAUGGUCUUGUGGAGAGUGGAUUAAGAGUACGAGCUAAGUUCUCAGUCCCAGUUAAGAAGCGGAAAAUUUAAACUGUCUCCUUCAAAGUUUAUCACAACCACCACCAUCAAGACAGCAAACCAAAGGACAAAGACUUUGACCUGCUUUGUUGCUCUGUGUAGUCCGGUUCACGUAUGGUUUACAGACUUGGCUGGGGUUACUAAAAAGUAAAUAAAAAGUCGGACACUUCUGUUACUGGACGCUUUUAUUCACAAGUUACCAGAAUGAGGGCUGUACUGGAGACAGCAGACAUUGCCAUAGUGGCCCUGUAUUUUAUCCUGGUCAUGUGCAUUGGUUUUUUUGCCAUGUGGAAAUCUAAUAGAAGCACUGUGAGCGGAUACUUCCUGGCGGGGCGCUCUAUGACCUGGGUGGCAAUUGGUGCCUCUCUGUUUGUGAGCAAUAUUGGGAGUGAGCACUUCAUUGGGCUGGCAGGAUCUGGAGCUGCAAGUGGAUUUGCAGUGGGCGCAUGGGAAUUCAAUGCCUUACUGCUUUUGCAACUUCUGGGAUGGGUUUUCAUCCCGAUUUACAUCCGGUCAGGGGUAUACACGAUGCCUGAAUACUUGUCCAAGCGAUUUGGUGGCCAUAGGAUUCAGGUCUAUUUUGCAGCCUUGUCUCUGAUUCUCUAUAUCUUCACCAAGCUCUCAGUGGAUCUGUAUUCGGGUGCCCUCUUUAUCCAGGAGUCUUUGGGUUGGAAUCUUUAUGUGUCGGUCAUCCUGCUCAUUGGCAUGACGGCUUUGCUGACUGUCACCGGAGGCCUUGUUGCAGUGAUCUACACAGACACUCUACAGGCUCUGCUCAUGAUCGUUGGGGCACUUACACUUAUGGUUAUUAGCAUGAUGGAGAUUGGUGGGUUUGAGGAAGUUAAGAGAAGGUACAUGUUGGCCUCACCAAAUGUUACUUCCAUCUUAUUGACAUACAACCUUUCCAACACAAAUUCUUGUAAUGUCCACCCUAAGAAAGAAGCCCUGAAAAUGCUGCGGGAUCCAACAGAUGAAGAUGUUCCUUGGCCUGGAUUCAUUCUUGGGCAGACUCCAGCCUCAGUAUGGUACUGGUGUGCUGACCAAGUCAUCGUGCAGAGGGUCCUAGCGGCCAAAAACAUUGCUCAUGCCAAAGGCUCUACUCUUAUGGCUGGCUUCUUGAAGCUUCUGCCAAUGUUUAUCAUAGUUGUCCCAGGAAUGAUUUCCAGGAUACUGUUUGCUGAUGAUAUAGCUUGCAUCAACCCAGAGCACUGCAUGCAAGUGUGUGGAAGCAGAGCUGGGUGCUCCAAUAUUGCUUACCCACGCCUGGUGAUGAAGCUGGUUCCAGUCGGCCUUCGGGGCUUAAUGAUGGCAGUGAUGAUUGCAGCUCUGAUGAGUGACUUGGACUCUAUCUUUAACAGUGCCAGUACCAUAUUCACCCUUGAUGUGUAUAAACUCAUCCGCAAGAGUGCAAGCUCCCGUGAGCUAAUGAUUGUGGGGAGGAUAUUUGUGGCUUUUAUGGUGGUGAUCAGCAUAGCAUGGGUGCCAAUCAUCGUGGAGAUGCAAGGCGGCCAGAUGUACCUUUACAUUCAGGAGGUAGCAGAUUACUUGACACCCCCAGUGGCAGCCCUGUUCCUUCUGGCAAUUUUCUGGAAGCGCUGCAAUGAACAAGGGGCUUUCUAUGGUGGAAUGGCUGGCUUUGUUCUUGGAGCAGUCCGUUUGAUACUGGCCUUUGCCUACCGUGCCCCAGAGUGUGACCAACCUGAUAACAGACCAGGCUUCAUCAAAGACAUACAUUAUAUGUAUGUGGCCACAGCACUGUUUUGGGUCACAGGACUCAUUACUGUAAUUGUUAGCCUUCUCACGCCACCUCCCACGAAGGAACAGAUUCGUACCACCACCUUUUGGUCUAAGAAGAGCUUGGUGGUGAAGGAGAGCUGUUCCCCAAAAGAUGAACCAUACAAAAUGCAAGAGAAGAGCAUUCUGAGAUGCAGUGAGAACAGUGAGGCCAUCAACCACGUCAUUCCCAAUGGGAAAUCCGAAGACAGCAUUAAGGGCCUGCAACCUGAAGAUGUUAAUCUGUUGGUGACCUGCAAAGAGGAGAGCAACCCGGUGGCUUCCUUAGGUCAUUCAGAGGCGGAAACACCGGUAGAUGCUUACUCCAAUGGGCAAGCAGCUCUCAUGGGUGAGAAAGAGAGAAAGAAGGAAACGGAGAAUGUAGGCCGGUAUUGGAAGUUCAUAGACUGGUUUUGUGGCUUUAAAAGUAAGAGCCUGAGCAAGCGGAGUCUCAGAGACCUGAUGGAGGAGGAGGCCGUUUGUUUACAAAUGUUGGAAGAGACUCCACAAGUCAAACUAAUACUAAAUAUUGGACUUUUUGCUGUGUGUUCACUUGGGAUUUUCAUGUUUGUUUAUUUCUCCUUAUGAACUUAAGGAUAUGGUGAGACACUAAGAAAAUACUGGUCGUUGGAAAAAAAAUUAUGUAACUGUUGAUCUCUCAGGCAUUGUUUACGCUGUAGGUUUUAGCCAAAUUUUACUUAGCAGAAAAUCAUCUAUUUGCAAGACUUUAUUUUCUCAGAGAUGGAUGAAAGUAAAUUUAUCUUCAACUUAAGCGAAACAAAGCUUAACAGACUGAAUUGUGCAAAUGUGGUUUAAAAUUUUGCAUACCAAAGUAAGGAGAGACCAGUUAUUCUUAUUAGAGCACUUAGAGCAGAGUAUAUGUUAAGAUACCAUGAAUAAGGUAUACUGUCUGCACUGCCAAGUCUUGGCAGACCUUAUCCUGAAGUAGAAGAUUUGCUCAUUUCUAAGUUUUUUCUCUUGUUUCUAUAAUUCCCACUACAAUUAAAAAAAAAAACAAACCUGAAUUCUUAGACAUUGUACAAUCAGUUAUAUACUGAAAAACUUAACUGAUCUGCUUGUGUUGAUACUUGUUUCAGGACAAGUUAGUUAGUUCACCAGGUGUAUUUUGUUAGCAUGAGCCUAUCUAUGGAUUCUGGAUUCUGGUUGCCAAAAGAAAGAAUGUAUCCCGUAGGUAUUUUUGUACCACCAGUAUAUGGAAUAUUGGGGAAAAACUUUGAUUUGUUUUUCUUUUUUCCUGCUUUGAAGUUUCAGUGAACUAUACUCAAAUGCCCACCAAGUCUGUGAAGUGAUACGUGAUUGUACUGUCUCCCUGAUCACAGGGAGAAGAUAAAGUGGUCUUGCUGGUGGUCCCUGUAUUUGUCAGUCAUAUUAAGUUUGUUCAUGUGGUUUGGGAAUUACCAACUCCCAAGCAAUGUUUGAUUAACUUUUGCUGAGCAGAUCAUACUCCUGAUUUUCUAGCUUUGUUCUUGUUAUUUAGUAAAAUUCUUUAUUAGUCUAAUUCCUUCCCAAGUGGAUCCAGCUGGAAGAUAUGUCCAGAAACCUGGAGAAAAAUUGACAUUGCCUUUGUGUGCUGGGUUGCUCUGCUUCAUUAGAUCGUGAUUUUGAGGUUGAGUUUUUACAGGCAAAAUUUAAUUCUGAUACCAUACUACAUUCUUAAUAAGACUGGUCAUCUGUACAGCCUCUACAUUUUUGUUGUUAUAGUGACUUAGAGCAGGAAGAUGUUUCGGUACUAAUUGGCCAUCAGUAAUAGAAUUCAGUGCACACUUUGCUGUUGGAACAUUGUCAAUAUAGUCUUUCUGUAGGAUGAAUAAGCAUGUUUGAGAGGUGCUAUGAACAAGAACUCCUGGAAUUAGUUGUUUCUCUUGUGGAGGGUAUUACAGGACUAUUUAAUUAUAGGACCCUCUAUCUCGACACAGCUUGGUACCCAGUUACAGCGUCUGUGGGCAAGAAUCUAUUUUUCACAGGCCAUUUCCCCUUCUUGAGAACAGGGUACAAAAGAUGUUAGAGAAAAGCUCUACAGAUUAUGUAUUUCUUUGUCCCUGUGUGCUCAACAUUGUCCUUUGUCCUCCAUAGAAGAUGAAGGAAGCAAAUUGUGUAUCUACUUUCUUUAGUCUUUGAAACUUUUUUAAUUGCAUGAUUUUAUUAAGCUUGUAUCCUUUAGGGAAAACUAAUUUUAUAGAUAAUUUUGUAGAUUUUGAAUCAAAACUCAGUCCUGAUGACUUUAAAUUUUUUGUAGUCUACAAACUAGUUUCAUUAUGGUGGGCUUGAUUAGUCCAAAGUUGAUUUUAGAAAUUAUCAGAUAGCAUAUUGUCUUCCCAUCUUCAGGAGGCUUUCCGAUGGACUGAGUCUGUAGAUGAAAAAGUUACUCAUGUGUGAAUAAGCAUGUAUUUCUGAAGAGCUUAGAGUGCCUUGUAGAAUUUUUUUCUCGAUUUCAUUCUUGAGGUUAUAAUGUGGGGGCCAAAUAGAUAGGGACUGUCCUUAUAUGGAAGUGGAGGCUGUGACAUGUCUGAGGUUAAAAAGUCUAUUUGGGAAGAACAGUAACCAGGUCUCCAAAUCUGUACUCAUGGUUUGUCCAGAAAUGUCCGGACAAAUGGUUUGUCCGUGUUUUGCUCUGUUCUUUUCUCAAAGGAACGGUUCUUCCUUUGAGACAACCUUUUGGUAUUUGAGAAAGUAAUGGGAUCUUGGUUUUUCCAGAUUGGCAUUAAAUUGUAGGAAUUAAAAUUUUCUUUGACCCUGAACACAUUGCCAGGUUAAUUCAGCAGUGAGAAUUGACAUACUGGCUGGGCAGCCUUCCUAUCUUUUCUAUAUACAGCAUAAAUAAAUAGGAGGUGUUUAUGUGGAUUUUUCCCCCUUUAUUUAACAUUGAGUUCUAAUAGUUCAGAGUAUUAGGGUUCCCCCACCUUCUCUCUGUUGUUGUCUUAGUAAGAUUCAUGAAGUAUUAUAUAUCAUCUUGGGUCUAUUUGUGUGUAUAUAGCAGUAGGUCAAGUUUAGAGUACUAAUGUCUGUAAAUAAGGAAUGACUAUUAGCAUAUUCAUUAGAAUUGUUUAUUCUUGCCAGUGUAAACAUCACUUUAUUUAGACUGAAGUCCCUGAAGCUUGUCCUUUUUAUUGCUUCCCAGUAAUAGAUAAUGUGCUUGAGUAAGUAUGUGAAUUGCAGACUGCAACUUCAUUUUAGGGACCAAACUUCAGUCUUUAUUUCAUUAGAAUGAUUGUUCCUGGAAUGAUACAUGAACUGUUUUAAGCUAGCAGAAUGUUCAUACUUUUUACAUUGACUAAAUGUGUCCUAAAUGAUAGCAUUGAUCUCCAGACAUUAACACAUAUAUUUUUAUAUUAGCUCAAGCUAAGGUUCAGAAUUAACUUAAGAGUGAUAUUGAAUAAAAUAGUAGCUAAAGGUCAAAAUGAGGUGAGGUCAUUGGUCUUCAAAGGUAGAGGAAAAUACUGUCUUAGCAGCUGUUAAUGGUACCCCCAGUUCUUAGAUUCUUGUCUUCUCAGGCAAUUUUAGUCUGAAGAUCUGUUGAGAAGGGCUUAUUACACUGAUACGUAGAAUAAUUAGUGGCUCUUUAUGGGACCUCUGAUUUCCCUGAUCAUCUAAGAUAUUCUGUCCUGCCACCUAAGAGAGUAAACAGUUGAGUCAAUCUCUUCUUUUCCAGUUAUUCUUUCCCCAGGGAGGUUAUCUCUUUUUGUGUUUAGAUUAGGAAAGCAUCAAGCAGUAGCAGUGGUGCUGUGUCCUUUGGCCUAAAUUCAAUAGCUCUCAUCUCCCAGGACUUCCUUUUCACGUGGCUCAAAGGAUCUAUUGUCUUUUUGCACAGAGAGGCUGGCCAGGGUCACGUAGCCAUAUCUGUUAGGGAUGAUACCCAAGAAAUUAGCAGGGACCCAUCUCUGAAACUGCACAUUUGAAGACAUGAGUUGGGAGGGUUGUUACCCAGUUGUCUACCUUGAGGCUGAGCGAGGGGCUAAAAGUCUUGUUGGAGCAAUUAGUCUUUUAGUUUCUAUAUUUGCAGUCCAAGGCUUUUUUCUCUGUCUGGGUACAUGGCUCUUCCCUCUCUUUGAACACAUUUAGUGUAGUCUAGGGGUUACUCUUUACCACCAGACCAAACUGGCUGUGUUGUUAGCUUUAGGUGGUUAGGUCCUUCGUUAUUCCCACUUGGCAGCGUUAGGCUUAUUAGUCCCUUGCUCUUUACUCCCAUCUCAUUUUCUUCUGAGGUGUGAUGACUAGAAAGGAACCACAUGGGUAUCCAGUGGUGACACCUCACCAGUCCCUAGGUUUGGGUUGAGAGAAGAUGUAUACAAGACCAUUCCUGUUAAAUUGUGUGACUACAGUGACCUGCCAGGCCAAAAAUUUCCCAAGAAAUCAGAAAAAUUGAGAUGCUGAUAUAAACCUGGAUCAUGCAGACAUUAAUAAGUUGUUAAAAGACAAACUUAGCUUAAAAUCCACAGACGUAGAAUCAUACUAAUUGGAUUCUAGAACUUGAAGCAUCUUGGCUCUCAGCUAGUUUAAAGGCCUCCCCCAUUAUAAAUUAGGGUAUCAGUGAAUAAGAUCCAGUUUGUUAAACCCUGGUUUGAUGUUAAGUAUUGUAAAGUACAAAUCUUUUAACACAUUAGAGGUUAAAAAUGGCUAUUUGAUAAUGGUAAUGUAGUAGAAAAAUGCUUUUAGGGUUUAGUAUCCAUAAAAUUCUUAAUAGCCAGGUGCUAGGUUGCUUAAGUCAUUUCAAUGUUGAUAUCAGGCUGAGCAGACUUUACAAAUGGGAUACAUUUCUCUGUGUGUAUACCCACUUCCCAUUCCGAGAGAGUGGUCUUUCUCUUUGUCUUCCUUCACAUUCCCUCCUUUUUUAAAAUUCACAUUCCUUCCUUUUUUUAAAUUCUUCACUUCUUUCAACACUUACCAGAUUCCCAUUUUGAUCUUUAGUCAGCUGGGUUCACUUUUAGGCAUAUCGUGUCCAAGAUUGCCAUUUUGCCCCAGAUUGAGGACUUAGAUCUAAAUAAUGAUUCCUUAAAUACGGUUUAAAACACUAAAUUUCUUUUAGUUUAAAAUGUUAAUUCUCGAGGAUGCUUUUAUCAGACUUUAUGUUGACUAAUAUUAAAAGCACUAAUAGUUCAUCAGUAUCUUAUUCUCAGAACUGUGUUUUCAGGCAUGAUGGAGAAAGCAAUAGUGAAAAUUCAUACUAGUCCCUUUGGAAUGAUGGUGUCAGAGUGCAGAGAGGCAAUGGAGUUUGUUUUGAAGCCAAAAGGACUUGUUCCUGUAGUAAGUAAAGGUAAAAAUUUGGAACUAGUUGGCAUAUAGAGAAACCCUUAAACCCUUUCAUACUAGUAGUAGGUAUGAAACUGGAUUGCAUAAGAAGUAAUCUUUGAUUACUAGACUUGGUUGACUUAACUCAGGACUGCAAAUCCCUUUUCCUCCAUUUAAAGUCACUUCUCUUAAUUUGGAAUGUUUUUAUCUAACUCUCCCCUCUGCUGGAAUACUCUGGCUGUUCAGCUUUUUUGACUCCUGGGAGAAGAUUUAGCUGAGGUUCAAAGUAAUUAAUAGGCCUUGCCCAUGCUGAGUCCCACACCAUUAUUCACUUAGUCAUAUAAAUAUUUUUAUUUAAACUUCUCUCUGUCCAGUGCUGGAAAUAAGGCUUUAAACUACUGAUUCACCUUUAAAGGAAUGUUGUGAGAAUUGAUGUAAUUUGUGUUUAUGUUUCCAUUUUAAUUCCUUCGUAAAAGGUAAGAUUUAGUUUUUUAUUUUGGAGUGAGCACCCCAUUUAUUUGGUAACCAACACCUGUAACCAUUGGCAUAUAGUCUUUUACUGAAAAAUAGGAUUUGCUGUAUCUGUAUCAUUACUACUCUCAUGCACUUUACUUUUUAGAGGAGUACCAUAUAUAAUCUGAGGCUGUUGACUUAAACCAAUUACGUUACCUUGUGUAACCACUCUUAAAUUUGGUUACCUGAAUUCACAGCAUGUUUGAAACAAGGGAUGCCAGAAUAAAGUAAACAACAGCUGGAGAGCAUGUCAAGAUAUAAAAGCACAGUGGUCUCAGAUUCUUCUUAGUAUAGGAGCAGUGGUUUUGCUGUCCUAGGAAAAGCACUGUACUGUAAUUAUUGCUCAUAAUAGUGAAGCCCUCCCCUCUUUCUUCAAGAUGGUUUACGUUCAGUGAACUCUGCAAUAAGGGAAAUACAUAUUACAGUGAUUUUUUUUAACAAUAAAUUUUUUAACAAGUUGACAGUAGAGAUCCACAACCUAAUUUAUCUUGGUAAAUUCACUCUGUUCUCUAGUGCUGCUGGAUAAAGGAGUGUUAGAGUGUUUACUUUUUUUUAUUGCUUUUGGACAAGCUAGUCUAGAUAAUUUUUAAAGUUAUCAGUGUAGCCUAGACUUCUGUAAGUGGAAUGUUCGUUGAUAACUCACAUUUUUGUUGUAAUAAAUGGAAACUGAAACUAGGCUUAUUGCUAUUAUUGAAAUUCUAAAUUGACAAAGGCCAAUAUAUAUGGUAUUCCAUACUAUAACCAGCUUUUGAAAUUUAUACAUUUGAAUUAGUGCCUUCUGGUUGCCAGUAUUGACUCUGCUAGUUUGCACCUUUCCCUUUCUUAAUUGUUAUUUCUCUUCUUAAUUUUUGUUACAACUAGUGAAGGAAGUGAAAAAAAAACAAAAACAGUAUAUUUACAUCCUUUAUAUGUGGCCUUUAUUUAGGUUCAGUGAAACCAGGUAGCUCUAUGUUGCAGCCUAAAUGUUAUUUAUUUGUCUUUGUUUCUUGUAUAUGCAUAAUAAAAAUUUUACUUAUAUUCUGUGAUAUUAUUUUAAUUUUGUUGUUUUUCCACUGUAGGUUUGGUAGACAUAUCUGAGAACAGAUGAGUGACAACAGUUUAUAUUCCUUGACAGAGAAAAAGCUAAAGUCCAUAGAAAGCACAAAAUUGUGUUCACACAUGUAUGUAUCCACACAUAGAAAGCACAAAACUAGUUAGUAGUGUCAGUAUUCCACAAGUGCCAGCCAUAAAGCCCAGCAAGGUGUUUGUCUCAGAGUUGUUAUGAGGAUACAGUUUUGAAAGCCCAAGACAAUAUGGUAUCUAAGUUUUGGGUCCUAAAUGUUCAAAGUAAUAAUUUGGCAGAGGGAGAGAAUACAAAUGUUAAUGCUGCAAUUGUAUUUGGGGGUUACUAGCUAAAAUGGGGUCUGUGGGCUCUUUCCCACAAUCUGGAACUAAAGACACAGAGAUAGAUGCCUUGGUUUUUGAUGAGUGGAACAGGUGACACACUUUUGCUGUAAGCUGUAGAGUCAUUGGAGUUGUUUUUUUAAAUUCUUAAAUCUUUAGGAAAUGUUACCUCUUAUCAGCAAUGCCCCCAAAACUUGGAGAAAUUCAUAGUUUAAUAGGGCAAAUAUUAAUGCCACUUGUCAUUAAUUUUUGUGUAGGUUUGUAUGUGAGAAAUGAAGUUACCUUUUUUGUCCCUGUUUGCUUGACUGCUUCAUUAUAAUAGAGGAGAAUUUGGUCCAAAUAUUCUGAGCAUCAAACUCAUUCUGAAACAGAUUUGCCAAAUGAACUACCUUGCUUUUCACAAUGGCACUAGGAGUCUAAAGGAUUCUUUUACUUGUCCCAUUACCCUCUUCAAGACUAGAUGAGAUGAAAUCUGUGAAUGUACAUGCAAAAGAAGAGAAUAAUGUGUUUUUUCUUCCAGUUGGCAUGGCACUUACCCUACCCCUCACUUCCUCUGAGGAGUCACUGCUACAAGCAUGAAUAAAAUAUCUUUGUCUUAAAUUUUGCCCAUAUAUCGAAAGAUAGAAUUCAUAGAAUGGAAGAGAAGUGACUACCUUUGUUCCUAUUCUUUUCUAUUUUGUAUACUUAUCUUUUUAGGGAAAGACUUUGUCAACUCUAAAAUGUCUAGAACAGAGCUUAUAGCUGGUGUAAACUAAUGUGAUAUAUUUUAGAAGAGUUAACCUGAACAUUUUGAGGGAGAAAUUCCUUCAACAAAAAGCUAGCCAGGUGUAUACCUACAUUAUUUGAGAAUGUGAAACCUCAGCCUUGGGAGAAUGAGGGGAAAGAGGAGUGCCAGAAAUGCAGGAAAAAGGAGAAGUUUGAGGAACAUCCUUGGCUUAGCAGUAUGUGAUAAUGCAGAGUAGUUAUAACCUGUUAAUCCCAUAUAUUAUGUAUUCUGUACCUUUAAAUGUUUUUAAAUUUAAAAUAGUUUGUAAGAACUUUAAGAAAGAUUGCAUUCUUAAGGUAUUUGGCAGAAAUAUCUUUCAUUUAUAAUUCCAUGGAAAACGCUUUAAUUAGCCUAGGUGAAAAGUAGUCCUAGCAAUGUAAAUAUGUAUAAUUAGAAUUUUCUAAUUUCACUGUGAGAUCUCUAACUCUUGAGUGGCAAACAGAUCAAGUCUUUUGCUCAUGGACUUUUCUGUGGGGUUGUUGAAAUGCAAAAGCUUUAUUUUUUUUAAUAAUGACAUAUUACGUUAGUGUCAGAUAAUGAUAUGGAAUCUGUUCCCUGCUUCCCCCACCGUAUUGCUUCAGUUUAUAGAUUGCCAGCAGAGUUCCGAAAUAGAGCAGGGAUUUACCCAUUCUUUGUGUGGACAUCCCAUUUUCUGUUGUCCAGACCUAUGUUGGCAAUCACAUAUGAACUGUAUUAUGCUUCUCAGUGCUUUUUUUUCUUUUUGAUAAGAUGGAUAUCAAAAAUAGUUGCUGUGCAAAAGUUAGUAGUCUUCUUCAAGAAGAAAACCAAUUCCUUUUCUAAUAAUAUCCUGUGAAAUUGCUUCAUUCAUUCAUUCAUUUUUAAGCCAAAUGUCAGCAGAAUACUGCUGCUUUUAUCUAGUAAUUUUGAUAUAUAAGUAUUAAUGCAUUUUUAAAGAUGUCUACAUAGAAAAAUGUUUUUCCCAGUGUCCUGCCUGUUACGCUUUGUUCAGAUUUUCUGUAAGAGACCAGUCAGUGCACUGGGGGUGUGUAUUGUGUACCUGUAUCAUUUUAGUCCCUUAAGCAUUGUAGACCAAAUGUGAUUAUAGAUGAAGUUGAUAAACAUUAAUUUUGUUAUUGGUGAGUUUUUUGAAUUGUAAACUGAUUUCAAUUUACUCCUCAUUGUGCACAGUUUCUUUAAGAUGUGACUAAUUGGAUCCAUCUCAUUGUACAAUGUUUUAGAUGGAAGCAGAAAGUAGAAUUUGGUGUAAAACCAGGUUACUUCCGUAUCGAAAGGAAUAUGAUUGAAAUUGUAGAUUUAACAUUGUUAAUCAUUCAUGACAGUUCUAACUUGACUGUUCUAACCUACUGUGUACAAUCUGAUUUUUAAAAUUGUAGACAUGUAUGAUCUUGGUUUAAUGUGUUUUUAAAAGUGUUAUUGUUUAAAAUGAAAAAAAUGAAGCAUAUCUGCUAAAGAGCUGUCAGUUUUCAUUACUGACUCUGUAAAAUACACUGUUCUUUGUGUACUGUGUGUUAUUUUGCCAGCUGCUGCAUUAGCCUUCAAAAGUAUUUGGAAACUUAAGAUGAACUGCAUUUCUUGCAAAGUAUAUUCCUUUCUGUGGUAUUUUGUCCUGUAACUGAAGUAUAGUAAUUAUUUUAUGGAAAUGUUAGCAAUUCUGUACCAACUUUGAAUAAAAUGAAAAAUUUA